This is a messenger RNA of Aspergillus pseudonomiae, 2573 nucleotides long. Its product is annotated as sugar porter family MFS transporter. Gene Ontology annotation, molecular function: carbohydrate:proton symporter activity. NCBI's taxonomy places the organism in Eukaryota, Fungi, Ascomycota, Eurotiomycetes, Eurotiales, Aspergillaceae. The coding region runs from base 36 to 2573 and encodes 845 amino acids. The record is from RefSeq and is a predicted model, not a curated record. The transcript is spliced from 11 exons. Gene Ontology annotation, cellular component: membrane. Gene Ontology annotation, biological process: carbohydrate transport; transmembrane transport.
UUACGUACCUUGCCGACCGGCAGAUUUCUAUACAGAUGGGACAGGCAUUCUGGUGUCGCGGGCCUGGCUUAUCCACUCGGUUCACGAUCGACGACUACCCCUAUUUACGACCCCAAAAGGGGAAUGGGGUAGAUUAUGCGAGCUUUGUCCAGGCUCAAGUUGAGUUGACCACUAUCUUUGGGAAUAUCCAUGAUAUUCUGUACGCGUCCAAAACCCGCACGGUGCAGCUUAUGCUCAUGGGCGACUACACCAAGUAUCUUGACGAUAGCUCCAAGGCACUGGCCAUGUGGAAGGAAGCCUGGGCCAAUGUCAAUCUACCUCAUUAUCUAAGUGGUCUCUUGUGUCUUCAAUUCGAGUACCUACGUCUUUACAUCAAUGCGUUCGCUUUCCAGGCGGUUCUUUAUCGAACACCCAAAGGUCCUGCUGGAUGUGAUAGUGGGAAGAGUUCGUACUUUCCAUACAGCGUCAUGGCUAGCGCCGAUGGUAGACACAUAUAUAUUGCUAUUGAUGCAGCCAAAAGCGUGCUCAAGUAUCUCAUGGAGCGGUUGAACCCAACACAGCACUUCCGGUAUAUUCCUGUCCGGUUCUACCUAUACGAAAUACAUGCAUCGGUGUUCCUUUUCAAAGCGCUGACUGUUGGAGCUUUAAACUCUGAGGAACACCAGACCUGUACCACGCUAGUUCGCCAGUUCAUCUCCAUGCUUAAAAGUGCAGCUACAAGCCCAUCACACAUUGCCUCCAGAUACGGCAAGCUGCUCACAAGCCUGUGGUUCCAAGGACAAACCACCCCCGACACAACAGAUGCCUUUGUUGAAUCGAGGCACUCGGCACAAAACCUACUCCCGAGGCCCAUAGACCUUGACGAUUUCACAAAUCCAUCCAUGAUAGGUAGUACUAAGCCUUUCCAGGAUGACUUCCCUACCCAUCAGGUAUUACCGCUCCUGGAGCCAACUGAAGCUUUGGAGUGCCCGGACGUUUUCUUGUCUAACCUGCCGUUUCUUCGCGGCGGCUUUCCUGAUUUAGAUGCCCAUGCCGGCGCUAAUUCCCCGCAAAAUGAAGCCCGUGACUGUGUCUACCCCGGAUUCCAAUUCAGGAAUAGUGCUACCCCGCAAUGUCAUGAUUUCCUUAUCAGCCUGUCGGCAUGCGGAGCUUCCAUGCUUUUCGGCUUUGAUAUGGGCGUUAUCGGCGGUGUCCUAACCAUGAACUCGUUCAAAGAGCAAUACGGGCUCAUAGGAAGGGAAGACACUGUUCUCGCGAACCUAGAGUCGAACAUCGUCUCGGUCAUCCAAGCGGGGUCCUUUCUGGGAGCACUAGUCUCUACCUACGUUGCCAAUGCCAUCGGACGACGAUUGUCACUGAUACUCUCCGCAUUGAUACUGUUCGUUGGUGUUGCCAUGCAAGCUGGUGCUAGUGGCAUCAUUGGAGUUUUAUUCAUCGGGGGACUCUCCAUUGGGAUAGCAUCUUCCGUGUGUCCAAUAUAUAUCGCUGAGAACGCACCCCGCGGUAUCCGUGGAUUACUGACGGGGUUCUAUCAACUGACCCUAGUAUUCGGUCUCACGUUAGCGUUCUGGAUCAACUACGGCUGCGAACGUCAUUUAACAGGAAAGGAGCAGUUCAUCAUUCCUCUUUCACUCCAAGCAUUCCCCGCCAUGAUCCUUUUAGUCGGUAUGUUCUUUGCAAACGAGUCACCACGGUACCUCGCAAUGAAGUGGCCGGAGAGAGCAUCACGCGUUCUUGCUACACUCCGGGGUUUACCCGAAGACCAUCCGUAUGUGAUGGAGGAGUUGAACAACCUGCGGCUUCAACUAGAAGAGGAGUCCCAACAUUCCGUAUCAUCGAUGUGGUCUCUUCUGAGAGAAUCCUUCUCACGAAAGUCCUACCGCCGGCGAUCAAUUCUCUGUAUUACCCUCAUGAUGUGGAGCAAUAUGACGGGGACCAACGCCAUGACAUAUUAUUCUCCCACAAUAUUUGCCAGUGUCGGCCUCUCAUCGUCGUCUGUGGGUCUGUUUGCGACGGGGAUAUACGGUAUCGUCAAGUUUAUCGCCUGUGGCAUUUUUAUUGUUUUCGUAUCGGACACUCUUGGUCGCAGAAGAUCGUUAUUAUGGACAGGAAUUGUUCAGGGCAUCAUGCUAUUUUACGUCGGGUUUUACGUCCGAUUCGAUACCAUAUCGGAAAACGCCCCAAUAACACCGCAAGGAUACAUCGCCCUAAUCGCCAUAUACCUCUUUGCCGCUGUAUACCAAUUUGGAUGGGGACCAGUGGAGAUUCCCCCAGCACGCCUUAGAGCCCUUAACAUGGGCAUGGCCACAGCGUCGCAGUGGUUCUUUAACUUCGUGGUUGCCAAAUCCACGCCGACCAUGUUCGCAACGUUGGGGAAAAACGGGUAUGGGGCCUAUUUUGUUUAUGGAAGUUUCUGUUUCGUGAUGGUCAUAUAUACUUGGUUCUUUGUGCCGGAAACAAAGGGACUGUCGUUGGAAUUUAUGGACGAGCUUUUCGAACGGGAUACGGUGCGUGGCCAGUUUAUACCGACGCGCGAUGUGCAUUAUUUGGCGGGUAAGAGUCAAGAUGAGUGA